Molecule: messenger RNA, 1386 nt
Organism: Aspergillus heteromorphus CBS 117.55
Lineage: Eukaryota; Fungi; Ascomycota; Eurotiomycetes; Eurotiales; Aspergillaceae
Product: mitotic check point protein
Exons: 3
Coding region: 1-1386 (461 amino acids)
Biological process (GO): negative regulation of septation initiation signaling; activation of GTPase activity
Cellular component (GO): mitotic spindle pole body
Molecular function (GO): GTPase activator activity
Source: RefSeq, a predicted model, not a curated record
AUGUCUCCCUCCUCCGUUUCCUCCUCCCACUCUCUCUCCCAACGACCAACUCAGGCCCAGCUCAAUCUCGCCGCUCUGGCGCGCUCCCCAUCACCGCGGACCAUGCGAGGCUUGCGCAAGAUCCAGUCCCAUCAAGUCCUCUCGGCUCACCCGCCUUCCUCAGCUCAUCCCGCGACGGGGCGCUUAUCCGCCGGUGCCCAGGAGCUCGCCCAGCCACCUCAGUUGGACUCGCCCGUGCGACUGCGCACGCAUCGCCGGGCGCGCUCCAACAGCGAUGCCUCCUCCCGCGAGAUCCCGGCCAUAGCGACGCAAAAGCGAUCGGGGAGGAAAACCGGCUCUGGGUUUGGGGUCAAGCGGUCCCUCUUGGAGUGUCUGCUGCGGGACGGUCCGCACCAGGGCAACCUUCAGGAGGGACUUGAGGAGCUGCGGUACCUGGUUCUGUCGACGAGAGUCGAGGCCGACGUCGAUGGCAUGUCCACAUACCGAAUCUACCUAUGGCUCGUCCUUCUCGAUGUCCCUCCCUUUCCUACAGACGAAUACCUCGCGCUCAUCCACCGAGGCCGCUCUCCUGGGUAUACGAAAAUUCGCAACGACACCUUCCGCACCCUAGCCACGGAUCCCCUAUUCAAGCGCCGCGUCACAGAAGCCAGCCUGAUCCGCCUACUCAACGCCGUCGCAUGGAAGAUCCAGGACGCGAAGAAUCAAUACCGAUCGCGGUCCCGGUCCCGUCCCUCCUCCCGCCUCCGCGAGAUCGAGCUUCUGAUCAAUACGCCUCCGAGCAUCGAAGAAGAGCCCUCCCCGGCCGGUACUACACCAAGUAGCGACGCCAGCUACCGAGACGAUGGCAGCGGGAUCACCAGCGACUCCGCGAUCUACGUUCAAGGUAUGAACGUACUCUGCGCCCCGUUUCUCUACGCCGCCCGCAGUGAGGUCGAGGCCUUCGCCCUCUUCCAUUCAUUUAUCACCCGCGAAUGCCCGGGCUACAUCCGGGGCGCAAUGGACGGGGUCCAUCGGGGUCUGCGCCUGGUAGACCAGUGUUUGGAGAUCGUCGAGCCCAAGCUUGCGGCCUAUCUCUUUGACAAAGGCAUGCAGGCGGAAUUGUACGCGUUUCCGUCUGUGUUGACCCUGUGCGCAUGCACGCCUCCCCUACCGGAGGUACUGCAUCUAUGGGACUUUUUGUUUGCAUACGGCACACAUCUGAACAUCCUGUGCAUUGUGGCGCAGCUGAUCCGGAUGAGGGAUACGAUUCUUGAAAGCCCAAGCCCCAACAAAAUCCUCCGAUCCUUCCCGCCGCUCGAUGCCAAAGAGAUCAUCGCCCUGACAGUGCUUAUCGUCCGCAAGAUCCCCGAGCCGCUGUACGCCCAAUUAAUCGACCAUGCCAAAUAA